GCGAGGUCGUGUAACUGUACUAUUUUGGUCUUUUUGUUUGUUUGUUUGUUUGUUCGUUCGUUCGUUCCCCCCUCCCCACCAAUUUCGCCAAUUGGCAGCGCACAGUGAGAAAACGUCGCAGUUUCAUGACAGCCUCCAGCGCGCUUUUCGCCCGUUAGCCGCUAAACAAGGAGGAGCACAGCAAGCUAGCCACCGUUUUGGGUGUCGCCAUUGUGGAAAUGAGCGACUGACUGAGCGGAAACACAUUUCAAGUAGUUGAACAGAGCGACGGCCGAGCACCACGAGGGACUUUCCUUGCGCAGACGAGGAGAAGGAGCGGCGACGCUCUUUCCGAACCUCAAAUGGACUCGCACACAGCAGACGCCCGGCAGCCGCUUCUGCCCAGGCCGCCCCACCUGAAAGAGGAAGAAGUGACGCCCGCCGGGGUCAAAGAGGAGCAGGCGGAGACGCCCCUCGUUAAGGAGGAGGAGGAGGAGCGCGGCAUCGGUCUACAGGCGGACAUCGGCGUACCUCCGGCGGCUGGACUCCUUGUGAAAAGUGAAGCUGACGGUCAGUGCGAGGAGGCGAGAGGAUCGGAAGCGGAGCGCCUCUUAGCGCCGCUCUCAGGCGGCGAGGUGACGUCGACGUCGACGUCGCGCUCUCCUGACACUGAAGAUGACGACGACGAGGAUGAAGGAGACUCGAAAGACGUCCGGCAGCUGCAGCCGGAGCCCCCCGACGUCAAAGAGCAAGCGAUUGGAGUGAUUGUGAAGAGUGAAGGCGAUGACGCAGAUCCGGUCUUGGACCAACAUGCAGAUGAUGAUGACGACGACGACGACGACGACGGCAAAGGCGAUCACGCGAGAAGCCAAACCGACACUUUGCAAUGUCAUCGGUGCGACAAAAAGUUUGGCGGCAAGCGACACUUGACGCGACACAUGCGAUGCCACACGGGGGAGAAACCAUUCGUUUGCUCCUUUUGCGGCAAAGGUUUCCCUCGCAACGAACAUCUGGUCUCGCACGUGAGAAUCCACACGGGCGAGAAACCCUUUGCGUGUUCCGUGUGCGCUCAGACCUUCUCUCACAAGUCCAACCUGACCACGCACAUGAGGAGACACACCGGGGAGAAACCGUACGCGUGCCGCCUGUGCAGCGAAAGCUUCUCGCGGAAGGUCAGCUUGAUGAUCCACACCAAGACGCACACUGGCGAGAAACCAUUCCGCUGCGCCGUUUGCGCCAAAAACUUCUCGCUCAAGGAACAUUUGAUUACACACACCAGGACGCACACUGGAGAAAAACCUUUCUCUUGCUCCUUUUGCCAAGUGCGUUUCAGCGACCGCUCGGCCCUGACCAGACACACGCGAACGCACACCGGGGAGAAACCCUUCCCCUGCUCCGUGUGCGCCAAAAGCUUUUCGCUGAAAGCAUACCUGACGGAACACGUGGCGUCGCACGCGGGAGAGAAAGCCUUUUCGUGCGCCAAAUGCAAAUCAAAGUUUAGUUUCCGUUCGGCGUUGGUGAGGCACAUGAAGACGCACAGCGGGGCGAACUCGUUCAGUUGUGGGCCAAAGAGCAAACACUCGUGUGCUGCUGAACAGAGCAGCAACCAGUGAGGCCGUCGCCACAGCAACACCAUCUUUUUGUUUGUUAGUCAUUCUUGUGGGCAAACACUUGCACUCAAGCGGCAAAAUUUAGAGUUUAAAAAGAGACAGCUGAUUUGCAGAUAACAUACAACAACCAAUACCAUGUUUGCGCCAAAUAUGUACCAUGUGUCGUUUUAACAAAAAAGAAUUGUAAUAUUUACAUGUAAAAUGUAAGUUACAAUUUUUGUACAUGUCAAGUGCGCAUGCAAUUUACAAACCCCAAUUCUCAAAACAUAAAAACAGAAUGCAAUAAUAUGUAAAUCCUUUUCAACCUAUAUUCAAUUGAAUAUACGACAAAGACAAGCUGUGUAAUGUUCAAACUGAUAAACAUAAUUGUUUGUUUUUUUUGCAAAUAUUUCCUCAUUUUGAAUGUGAAGCCUGAUUCCCUCCAGGCCCGCUCAAUCAAGAAAUCACUUCAACACAAUCUGUCCCGACAAAAUCAAGUUGGACAAAAGAUCGACAAAAGCCGCAACAAAAUGACACGAUCCGAAGAAAUUCCAGACCAGUUGAGAAAUAAAGUCAUUGACACCUAUCAGUCUGGGAAGGGUUACAAAAGCCGUUUCUAAAGCUUUAGAAUUCCAGAGAACCAUCGGGAGAGCCAUUAUCCUUACGUGGCGAAAACAUGGAAGAGUGGUGAGAACCUUCUCAGGAGUGGCCGGCCUACAAAGCAAUGACUCAUCCGGGAGGGCACAAAGGAACUCUGGACAACUUGUAAAGAACUGCAGGCCUCCCUUGCCUCAGUUCAGGUCAGCGUUCAUGACACGACAAUAAGGAAGAGACCGCAAGGGCAAGUAUGGCAUCCACGGCAGAGUUCCGAGGCCAAAACCGCUGCUGACCGAACGGAACACAAAGGCUUGUCAUAUUUUGGGGAAAAAAACAAACAUCUGAAUGAUUCCCAAGACAUGGAAUGACGAGAUGAAAGUUGAACUUUUUUGGAAGGUGUGUGUCUUUGUUACAUCUGGCGUAAAUAUAAAACAGCAUUUUCAGAAAAAAGAACAUCAACACGAACAGUCAAGCACGGUGUUUGUAGUGUGAUGGUCUUGGGCCGCUUUUCUCCUUCAGGCCCUGGACAACUUGCUGUGAUUGAUGGAACCAUGAAUUCGGCUCUUUACCAGAAAAUCCUGAAGGAGAAUGUUCGGCCAUCAGUUUGUGACGUCAAGCUGAAGCGCGCUUGGGUUCUGCACCAGGAUAACGAUCCAAAACACACCAGUAAGUCAACUUCUGAAUGGCAUAAAAAGCGGGACACAAAAUAUCUCCACAGAGAUGUGAAAGACUCAUUGGCAGUUCUCGAAAACGCUUGAUUUCACUUGUUGCUGCUGAGGCUGGCCCAACCAGUUCUUGGGUUUUGGGGGCCAUUACUUUUUCACACAGGGUCAGGUAACUUUGAAUCGUUUAUUUGCCUUCAGAAAAGAAUUCACCUUUUAACAAAGCUUUUUAAGUUCACUUGGGUUAUAUUUGUCUGAUAUUAUUUAAAUGUCUUUGAUGAUCGUAAACAAAGAGGGGGAAAAAAAAGUACAAAUAAGAAUUUGAGAAUGGGGGCAAUAAUUGGUGUAUGUGUAAAAUACUUAAUUUUGAUCAUGAAAUCAUUUGUUUUCAGUUUUUUUGUUUUACUUGCUGUGACAACCCCCGCUUGGACAUUUAUAAUUACAACUA
Molecule: messenger RNA, 3275 nt
Organism: Phycodurus eques (leafy seadragon)
Lineage: Eukaryota; Metazoa; Chordata; Actinopteri; Syngnathiformes; Syngnathidae
Product: zinc finger protein OZF-like
Exons: 3
Coding region: 342-1592 (416 amino acids)
Source: RefSeq, a predicted model, not a curated record